AUGUCAAUACCGCCGUAUAUGAUACCGCCGAAUGCGUGGGCUGCCCAGUUGAUGGCCCAGCAGGCUUAUGCGGCAGCGCAGGCACAGCAUCAACUGCACGCGCAGCAGCAAAUGGCCAACCAGAUACAGCAAAUUCCUCCGCCGGGUACACCUCUACCGCCUCCAGGAGGGAUGAACGCGGGUGGUAUGCCAGCACCGGCAGGACCUCCGCAGCCUCUGGGACAUAUUCCAGCUCCCAAGUCUGACAUAAUGACAGAGGAAAAACUGCAAGAAAAGGCGAUGAAAUGGCAGCAUUUACAAUCCAAACGCUUUGCGGAAAAACGUAAAUUCGGAUUCGUUGACACACAGAAAGAGGAUAUGCCGCCAGAGCACAUUCGAAAAAUAAUCAGGGAUCACGGCGAUAUGACAUCCCGCAAGUAUCGACACGACAAGCGCGUCUAUCUAGGUGCCCUGAAAUACAUGCCUCACGCAGUGCUUAAAUUGCUGGAGAACAUGCCCAUGCCUUGGGAGCAGAUCCGGGAUGUGCAGGUGUUGUAUCAUAUUACCGGCGCUAUCACGUUUGUCAAUGAAAUACCUUGGGUUAUUGAACCCGUCUACAUUGCGCAAUGGGGUACAAUGUGGAUUAUGAUGCGCCGUGAAAAGCGCGAUCGUCGCCAUUUUAAGCGUAUGAGGUUCCCGCCAUUCGACGAUGAAGAACCUCCAUUAGAUUAUGCCGACAAUGUGUUGGAUGUUGAACCACUGGAAGCAAUACAAAUUGAGUUAGAUAACGACGAAGACAAUGCCGUUUACAAAUGGUUCUAUGAUCAUCGUCCAUUGGUUGAUACGCCCUAUGUAAAUGGAUCAACCUACCGCAAGUGGAAUCUAUCGUUGCCACAACUUGCUACACUCUACCGAUUAGCUAAUCAAUUGCUUACUGAUUUGGUUGACAAUAACUUCUUCUAUCUAUUUGAUCCGAAGAGCUUCUUUACUGCAAAGGCGCUUAAUAUGGCCAUUCCUGGUGGGCCUAAAUUUGAGCCGCUGAUAAAAGAUCAUAAUGUCGGUGACGAGGACUGGAACGAGUUUAACGAUAUAAACAAGGUGAUCAUACGUCAGCCCAUUCGCACGGAGUAUCGCAUUGCGUUCCCCUAUCUCUACAAUAACAUGCCCCAUUUUGUUCAUCUGAGCUGGUACCACACUCCAAACGUGGUCUAUAUCAAGACCGAAGAUCCGGAUUUGCCAGCAUUCUACUUUGAUCCCCUUAUUAAUCCCAUAUCCCAUCGCAAUGCAAACUCCAAACAACCAGAGCCUUUGCCCGAUGACGAUGAAGAAUUUACGUUACCGGACGAUGUGCAACCGUUCCUGCAGGAUACGCCGCUCUACACUGACAAUACGGCCAACGGCAUCGCAUUGCUUUGGGCACCGAGACCAUUUAAUAUGCGAUCGGGACGUUCUCGUCGUGCCAUCGAUGUACCCUUGGUCAAGUGUUGGUAUAAGGAACAUUGCCCCCCGGGUCAUCCAGUUAAAGUGCGUGUCAGCUACCAAAAGUUGCUCAAAUAUUAUGUUCUGAAUGCCCUGAAGCAUCGGAAGCCCAAGCCUCAAAAGAAACGCUAUCUUUUCCGCUCGUUCAAGGCUACCAAGUUCUUUCAGACAACCACAUUGGAUUGGGUUGAAGCCGGACUUCAAGUUUGCCGUCAGGGGUACAACAUGCUGAAUCUGCUUAUACAUCGCAAGAAUCUGAAUUAUUUGCAUUUGGAUUACAAUUUUAAUUUGAAGCCCGUAAAAACGCUGACUACUAAGGAAAGAAAGAAGUCUCGAUUCGGCAAUGCUUUCCAUUUGUGCCGUGAGAUUCUACGCCUUACCAAACUAAUUAUCGACUCGCAUGUGCAGUAUCGCCUAAACAAUGUAGACGCUUUUCAACUGGCCGAUGGUCUGCAGUACAUCUUUGCACAUGUUGGUCAACUGACGGGCAUGUACCGCUACAAAUACAAACUUAUGCGUCAAAUACGCAUGUGCAAGGAUUUGAAACAUUUGAUCUACUAUCGUUUCAACACCGGACCUGUGGGCAAAGGGCCUGGUUGCGGCUUCUGGGCUCCAGGCUGGCGUGUGUGGCUAUUUUUCAUGCGUGGAAUUACACCUCUUUUGGAGAGAUGGUUGGGCAAUUUACUGUCCCGCCAAUUUGAGGGUCGUCACUCGAAGGGUGUGGCGAAGACAGUAACCAAACAGCGUGUUGAGUCACAUUUCGACUUGGAGUUGCGUGCUUCGGUUAUGCACGACAUUGUGGACAUGAUGCCCGAGGGUAUCAAGCAGAAUAAGGCGCGUACCAUUCUGCAGCAUUUGUCGGAGGCGUGGCGCUGCUGGAAGGCUAAUAUACCCUGGAAGGUACCCGGUCUACCGAUUCCAAUUGAAAAUAUGAUUCUGCGUUAUGUAAAAAUGAAGGCCGAUUGGUGGACAAACACCGCGCACUACAAUCGAGAACGUAUUCGGCGAGGCGCCACCGUCGAUAAGACUGUUUGCAAGAAGAAUUUAGGACGUUUGACUCGCUUGUAUUUGAAGGCAGAGCAGGAGCGACAACACAACUAUUUAAAAGACGGUCCUUACAUAUCUCCUGAAGAGGCAGUGGCUAUAUACACGACAACAGUGCAUUGGUUGGAGUCGCGCCGCUUUGCGCCAAUACCCUUCCCACCGCUUUCCUAUAAGCACGAUACAAAACUGUUGAUUCUGGCGUUGGAGCGCCUCAAAGAGGCGUACAGUGUAAAAUCGCGUCUAAACCAAAGCCAACGCGAGGAAUUGGGCCUCAUUGAACAAGCGUAUGACAAUCCCCACGAGGCGCUGUCACGUAUCAAGCGUCAUCUCUUGACGCAGCGAGCCUUUAAGGAGGUGGGCAUCGAGUUUAUGGACUUGUAUAGUCAUCUGAUACCCGUCUACGAAGUAGAACCUCUUGAAAAAAUCACUGAUGCGUAUUUGGAUCAAUAUCUUUGGUAUGAGGCGGACAAGCGACGCCUGUUUCCACCCUGGAUUAAGCCCAGCGAUACAGAACCGCCACCACUUUUGGCCUACAAAUGGUGCCAAGGCAUUAACAAUCUGCAGGAUGUGUGGGAUGUCGGUGAGGGUGAAUGCAAUGUUCUCCUGGAGUCACGGUUCGAGAAACUGUACGAAAAAAUCGAUUUAACAUUGCUAAAUCGUCUGUUGCGUUUGAUUGUGGACCACAACAUUGCCGAUUAUAUGACGGCUAAAAAUAACGUGGUCAUCAAUUACAAGGAUAUGAAUCAUACGAACAGUUAUGGCAUUAUACGCGGUCUACAGUUUUCAUCGUUUAUAACACAGUACUAUGGAUUGGUGCUUGAUUUGCUUGUACUGGGCCUGCAUCGUUCCAGCGAAAUGGCUGGACCCCCACAAAUGCCGAACGAUUUUCUCACAUUCCAGGACGCAGUUACUGAAACAGCACAUCCAAUUCGUCUUUAUUGCCGAUACGUGGAUCGCAUUCACUUGUUCUUCAGAUUUUCAGCCGAAGAGGCACGUGAUUUAAUUCAACGCUACUUGACGGAGCAUCCUGAUCCGAAUAAUGAGAACAUUGUGGGUUAUAAUAACAAGAAAUGCUGGCCAAGAGAUGCACGCAUGCGUUUAAUGAAGCACGAUGUUAAUCUGGGACGCGCUGUUUUCUGGGACAUCAAAAAUCGUUUGCCUCGUUCAGUUACCACAAUUGGUUGGGAGAACACAUUCGUAUCGGUCUAUUCAAAGGACAAUCCAAAUUUACUUUUCAAUAUGAGUGGUUUCGAAUGCCGCAUUUUGCCAAAGUGCCGCACACAAAACGAAGAAUUCACACAUCGUGAUGGUGUCUGGAAUUUGCAAAACGAAAUAACCAAAGAGCGUACCGCUCAGUGUUUCCUGCGCGUGGAUGACGAGUCUUUGGGCCGUUUCCACAAUCGUGUGCGUCAGAUUUUGAUGGCUUCGGGCUCAACAACCUUUACAAAGAUUGUUAACAAAUGGAACACGGCGCUGAUAGGACUGAUGACGUAUUUCCGAGAGGCGGUUGUCAAUACACAAGAAUUGCUGGAUCUGCUAGUGAAGUGCGAGAACAAGAUUCAAACUCGUAUAAAGAUCGGCUUGAACUCGAAAAUGCCUUCGCGUUUCCCACCUGUAGUAUUCUAUACACCAAAAGAACUCGGUGGUCUUGGCAUGUUGAGCAUGGGCCACGUGUUGAUUCCACAAUCAGAUUUGCGUUGGUCGAAACAAACAGAUGUGGGCAUUACUCAUUUCCGGUCUGGUAUGUCGCACGAUGAGGAUCAAUUGAUUCCGAAUCUAUACCGCUACAUACAGCCGUGGGAGAGUGAGUUUAUAGACUCGCAGCGAGUGUGGGCAGAGUAUGCGCUGAAGCGUCAAGAGGCCAACGCACAAAAUCGGCGCCUUACAUUGGAAGAUCUGGAGGAUAGCUGGGAUCGCGGCAUACCGCGCAUCAACACACUCUUCCAGAAGGAUCGUCACACACUCGCUUACGACAAAGGCUGGCGCAUCCGCACCGAAUUCAAACAGUACCAGGUUCUGAAGCAGAAUCCAUUCUGGUGGACACACCAACGGCACGACGGUAAAUUGUGGAACCUGAACAAUUAUCGUACAGACAUGAUACAGGCUCUAGGUGGCGUUGAGGGUAUUUUGGAGCAUACAUUAUUUAAGGGAACCUAUUUCCCCACAUGGGAGGGUCUCUUCUGGGAGAAGGCAUCUGGCUUCGAGGAGUCCAUGAAGUACAAAAAGCUUACAAAUGCUCAGCGUUCCGGUCUCAAUCAGAUACCGAAUCGUCGCUUCACACUAUGGUGGUCACCAACGAUUAACCGCGCUAACGUUUACGUGGGUUUCCAGGUGCAACUCGAUUUGACGGGUAUUUUCAUGCACGGCAAAAUUCCAACUCUGAAGAUAUCACUGAUUCAAAUAUUCAGAGCUCACUUGUGGCAGAAAAUCCAUGAAUCUAUUGUGAUGGAUUUGUGUCAAGUAUUUGAUCAGGAACUGGAUGCCUUGGAAAUUGAAACUGUGCAAAAGGAAACGAUUCAUCCGCGUAAGUCAUACAAAAUGAACUCGUCGUGUGCCGAUAUUCUGCUCUUCCCUGCCUACAAAUGGAAUGUGUCGCGCCCGUCUCUGCUAGCUGACACAAAGGACACAAUGGACAAUACUACAACGCAAAAAUAUUGGCUUGACAUACAGCUACGUUGGGGUGACUACGAUUCGCACGAUGUGGAACGCUAUGCUCGAGCCAAGUUCCUUGACUAUACGACAGAUAACAUGUCCAUAUAUCCGUCUCCAACUGGAGUUCUCAUUGCCAUUGAUUUGGCGUACAAUCUUCAUUCGGCUUAUGGCAAUUGGUUCCCGGGUUGCAAAACCCUCAUUCAGCAGGCCAUGGCCAAGAUAAUGAAAGCCAAUCCGGCCCUCUAUGUAUUGCGUGAACGCAUUCGCAAGGCCUUACAAUUGUACUCUUCCGAGCCGACGGAACCGUAUCUCAGUUCGCAGAACUACGGUGAACUGUUCUCAAACCAAAUAAUUUGGUUUGUGGACGAUACAAAUGUGUAUCGUGUAACCAUACACAAGACCUUUGAAGGCAAUUUAACCACAAAGCCCAUAAACGGCGCCAUUUUCAUAUUCAAUCCACGUACUGGCCAACUUUUCCUGAAGAUUAUUCACACGUCCGUGUGGGCCGGACAAAAACGUUUGGGUCAGUUGGCUAAAUGGAAGACAGCUGAGGAAGUUGCUGCCUUAAUUCGAUCGCUACCCGUGGAGGAGCAACCCAAACAGAUUAUUGUGACCCGUAAGGGUAUGUUGGAUCCGCUUGAAGUGCAUUUGCUUGAUUUCCCGAACAUUGUCAUCAAAGGUUCCGAGCUGCAAUUACCUUUCCAGGCUUGUCUCAAAGUGGAGAAGUUUGGUGACUUGAUUUUGAAGGCCACAGAACCGCAAAUGGUGCUCUUUAACCUCUAUGAUGACUGGCUCAAAACUAUUUCUUCGUACACGGCCUUCAGUCGACUUAUCCUGAUACUACGUGCACUUCACGUCAACACUGAACGCACUAAGAUUAUCUUGAAGCCAGAUAAGACAACAAUUACAGAGGCGCAUCAUAUUUGGCCGACCUUAACUGACGAAGAAUGGAUAAAGGUUGAAGUCCAACUAAAGGAUCUUAUUCUUGCUGAUUAUGGCAAAAAGAACAAUGUGAAUGUGGCUUCGCUUACACAGUCUGAGAUUCGUGAUAUCAUAUUGGGUAUGGAGAUUAGUGCACCAUCAGCGCAACGUCAACAGAUUGCCGAGAUCGAAAAGCAAACCAAGGAGCAGAAUCAGCUGACAGCAACAACAACGCGCACGACAAACAAACACGGAGAUGAGAUUAUCACCUCGACGACGUCUAACUACGAAACCCAAACAUUCAGUUCGAAGACGGAGUGGCGUGUGCGUGCCAUUUCAGCAACUAAUUUGCACCUGCGAACAAAUCACAUUUACGUUAGUUCCGAUGACAUCAAGGAGACUGGCUACACAUACAUCCUGCCCAAAAAUAUCCUUAAGAAAUUCGUUACAAUAUCAGAUUUGCGUGCUCAAAUCGCCGGAUACCUUUAUGGUGUUAGUCCGCCAGAUAAUCCGCAGGUGAAGGAAAUACGUUGUAUUGUGAUGCCACCGCAGUGGGGCACGCAUCAGACUAUCAACCUGCCGAAUACGCUGCCCACGCAUCAGUACCUCAAGGACAUGGAGCCACUGGGCUGGAUACAUACGCAACCGAACGAGUUGCCGCAACUUUCCCCGCAGGAUAUCACAACCCAUGCCAAGAUCAUGCAGGAGAAUUCAAAUUGGGAUGGCGAAAAGACUAUUGUCAUCACAUGCUCAUUCACACCCGGAUCUUGUUCGCUGACAGCUUACAAACUAACACCGUCCGGCUUCGAAUGGGGCUCCAAAAAUACAGAUAAGGGCAACAACCCUAAGGGUUAUCUGCCCUCACACUAUGAGCGGGUUCAAAUGCUGCUGUCAAACAAAUUCCUGGGCUUCUUUAUGGUGCCGGCGCAAAGCAGUUGGAACUACAACUUUAUGGGUGUGCGACAUGAUCCCAACAUGAAAUAUGAACUGCAAUUGGCUAAUCCCAAGGAAUUCUAUCACGAAUUGCAUCGCACAUCGCAUUUCCUGCUUUUCUCAAAUCUGGAGGACGGUGGAGAUGGCGCCGGUGCUGAUCGCGAAGACGUCUACGCGUAGUCGAACAUAGACUUUACGGCAAACAAGUAACCUACUUAGCCCACUUAUAAGCGUUUUACAUAUGAACCCCCUUAGGUACAUUUUUAAUAAAGCCUUCAAUUAAUUUCAAACCCA
Molecule: messenger RNA, 7302 nt
Organism: Scaptodrosophila lebanonensis
Lineage: Eukaryota; Metazoa; Arthropoda; Insecta; Diptera; Drosophilidae
Gene: Prp8
Product: pre-mRNA-processing-splicing factor 8
Exons: 14
Coding region: 1-7188 (2395 amino acids)
Biological process (GO): spliceosomal tri-snRNP complex assembly; mRNA splicing, via spliceosome
Cellular component (GO): catalytic step 2 spliceosome; U5 snRNP
Molecular function (GO): metallopeptidase activity; U1 snRNA binding; U5 snRNA binding
Source: RefSeq, a predicted model, not a curated record